Messenger RNA from Megalops cyprinoides (Indo-Pacific tarpon), 1737 nucleotides. Its product is annotated as lysosomal-associated transmembrane protein 5. NCBI's taxonomy places the organism in Eukaryota, Metazoa, Chordata, Actinopteri, Elopiformes, Megalopidae. Gene Ontology annotation, cellular component: lysosomal membrane. The record is from RefSeq and is a predicted model, not a curated record. The coding region runs from base 114 to 788 and encodes 224 amino acids. The transcript is spliced from 7 exons.
UUGUGUCAGUGAGGUUGCGCGCUCACACAGGAAGGAAGCCGCUGGUGGCCUGUUAGCUCCUUGCUUGCACCUUCACACUCUGUCACCGAGCUGCGCUCCGAGAAGCUGCCACCAUGAGCGACCCCAGUGCCGUCCACCCGGCCCUGUUCUCCCGCAGUCUGUGCUGCAACGUCCGCACCGCCACCGUUGCCUUCACCGUCUACUACCUGGUUUCCUCUCUGCUGGUAUGUGUGGACAUGGCAGUGUGGGUCUUCAACGGGAAAGAUAUGUGUGGGUUCAUUCACAGCGAGCACCUCACCCAUGGCCAGCAGAUGUUCGACACCACCUCUAACUUCCUGUUGCUGGUGGUGAUGAUGAUUUCCUGCAUAUUUGUUCUAGUGGGAUUGCGUAAGGGAUGCUCCCAUCAGCUGGUCCCCUUCAUCGUCCAGCUGUAUCUUGAUGUGGCUCUCAGCGUGAUGUCCCUCUUCAGUGGUCCCUGGGGGCUCCCGGGAACCCCCACCUAUGAAGAGAGUGAAAAGCUUGUGCUGUAUUUCACAGGGGAGAAGGAGCUGGGCGAGAGGGACAUGGCUCGCUUCACACUGAUAUUUGGAGUUCUGUUUGUCCUCUACCUGCUGGUGAAGGUGUACAUGGCCCAUAUUGUGACUCAAUGCUACUAUGUGGUGAAGAUGGCAGCAGAGGCCAAGGAAAGCCAGGGGGUGGACAAGGGUGUGUUGGUGGAGCUGCCCUCCUAUGACGAGGCCCUGAAGCUGCCCUCCAAGGACGAGCCUCCGGCCUACCAGCUGCCCUGAGCGGCAGCCCACCCUGCGGUCACCCUGCCUGCUCUCUGCCACGGCAGCUGCUUUUCUUUAGAUCCACGUUUAGGCCAGUUUCCAUCACCAGCGGUUCGCGGGUCAGCCAUGAGUCGCGAGCAGUCUCAACAAACUAGAAGCUUGAACACGUCUUUCUAGCUCUGCAUCUACUGUCAAGUCUGCCUGAGUGAGUGUGCGGAAAGAGGAGAGAGAAUUGAGCAAGAGGAAGGAUGUCUGUGGGCGUUGCUGUGUCGCUGAGCUCAGCCGGACUGAAUUUCAUCCGCGUCUCGCGCUGAGAAACACGCUGAAUGGUUUAUUCAUCUGCAGUGUUUAGGUCAAAUUGCCAAAAUGGGCAGAAUCCAGAAAUCAUUUUUAAGAAAAUUUUUUUUAAGAAUCUACUUUUUACAAGCUUACUCAGUGCUCACCCUAAUCAUUAAAUCCAGUUGUUCAACAAUGCUAGCAAUUGUCUGUACAACUCGGGCUGAGGACAGGUGAUACACUCAGCGCUUUGCACAAUCCGAGCUCCAUAUAAUUUUCCAUCGCAUUAAAUUAAAUCGUGCUCAAUGCUCUUGUGAGCCGCUAACCCUGAGCUCUCAGUGACUUAAAGCGCACCAAUAUGUCUGUGUAGGAAUGGGAUCAUGUUAAAGUAGUAAUUAGAGGAUCUGUGUAAAUAGCUGGAGUCAGUUGUUGCAUUUUGUGCUCUUUGUUCAACUCUUUAACUUGUUGUGCAAUCCUGUUCAACAGCAAGGUUGUGUCAAAAAGUGCUUUGAUCAAACAGGGAAGAUGGUAUAAAUUUCACCGAAAGGGAGGAGAGUAGGAAAGGGGAGAGGAGAGGAGAGGAGAGGAGAGGAGGGAGGGAGAGAGAGGGAGGAGGUGGAAUGAAGCCUGGCUUGUAUUGCACUCGGAGGCUGGAAAUGUGAAAGCAACAAUAAAGCCUCAUUAAGACUCA